UUAUAUCGCCCCCACAGCUGCUCUGCGCUGACCAUGAAGACACCAAAAACCUGCCUUCUCAUCUUGUCUGUCUCUUCUUAUCUAUCUCGACCCGAUCCUCCCGUAGUCUCCUUACUGUACACCCGUUCCCUUCCCCUCUCCACCCUCCCGCCCCCGCGAGUGGAUCGGUCAGUUGUUGGUUUCGAAUUGUGCGAACCAGACGUCGUCUCCGCGUACCCAGAGGGGCUUGUUCAUGAUCUCACCCACGGGCAGCAUGGCGGGGGUCUUGUCCACCGGGAUGAAGUCGUACAGCUGACGCUUGCAGUCCUCCAGCUGGCUCACCAGAAACAUGCAGUGCAUAUUCUUCUCGUCAAACCCGCUGCACAAGACACACACACACACAAACCACACACCACAACCCUCUCUCUCUCUCUCUCUCUGUUUGUGUGUGUGUGUGUGAUGGUUGCUUACGCCUCGGUGUUUGCGCAUUCGUAUCGGUACUGCUUGGCCACAUUGUAGCACCUGAAGUCCUCUGACGCCCCGCGCGCCCUCAGCUCUGCCUUGAGCACCUCCUCCCGCCUGUUGACUUUGUAGUGCAUCCGGCGGAUGGACUUGGCGAUGAGGAGGGCGACGGCGACGCCGCUGAUGAAGAAGCCCAAUCUCAUGCCGAUGUGCAUCUGCCGGUAGUCCAUGUAGAACGACCGGAAGUAGCCAGUGUACUUGUCGUGCUUCUGCCGAAGCACACAAGAGAGCCGAAGCAUCGUCAUGACGGUAGAUGGCCGGCCGACGGAGGGAGGGAGGGAGGCUGACAGAGUGACAAGAGAAAA
Vitrella brassicaformis is the source of this 806-nucleotide messenger RNA. The record is from the annotation of a GenBank genome assembly. Lineage: Eukaryota; Vitrellaceae.